Pyricularia grisea is the source of this 522-nucleotide messenger RNA. RefSeq lists its product as uncharacterized. The record is from RefSeq and is a predicted model, not a curated record. NCBI's taxonomy places the organism in Eukaryota, Fungi, Ascomycota, Sordariomycetes, Magnaporthales, Pyriculariaceae. The transcript has a single exon. The coding region runs from base 1 to 522 and encodes 173 amino acids.
AUGAAGCCCACAGCAAUCCUCACCGCCGCGCUCUUCCUUGCCGGCGGGGCGGUGGCCAACACGCUGCCGCGCCGGGACCUUCCGCCCGUGACGCCCGAGGAGAACAACUUCAUCCUGGAGGGCAUCAUCGACGUGUUUGCGAACCGGCGGUUCGACAACAUGGCGGCGCUGUUCACGCCCGACGCCAACUACUUUGUGCUGGGCGACACGGAGCCCUUCUCGGGCGACCACACCAUCCCGGACACGGUGAGGCUGGCGCGCAAGGUCUUCAAUGCGUUUCAGGAUUACGACUUCACCGUGCUGUCGCGCACCGUCACGUCGGAGCGGGCCAUACUCGAGGGUACGGUCAGGGGCACCAGGCCCGACGUCGACGGCGAGCCCGUCUACAAGCAGACGGCCGUGCUGAUCCUCAACACGGUCAGGGAUCCCGUCGACGGCAGGGUCAGGAUCAAGGUGCUGAGGGAGUACUUGGACCUGGUGACGCUGCAGAAAUUCGCCGAGGAGGUUGGCAUGCUUGACUAG